Molecule: messenger RNA, 972 nt
Organism: Candida dubliniensis CD36
Lineage: Eukaryota; Fungi; Ascomycota; Pichiomycetes; Serinales; Debaryomycetaceae
Gene: COQ4
Product: ubiquinone biosynthesis protein
Exons: 1
Coding region: 1-972 (323 amino acids)
Biological process (GO): ubiquinone biosynthetic process
Cellular component (GO): mitochondrion; mitochondrial inner membrane
Source: RefSeq, a predicted model, not a curated record
AUGUUGAAAUCUACUGUCAGUAACACCCGUAUCAAGUGUUGCCGCAUUGAUCAAAGAAGGAAUUACUUGUUCACAGCAUUGGCUAGCUCAGCUUUGGGUUCGUUCUUAUGGUCUAAAAACAAUGUAUUAGCUUCGAAAAUGGAAAAUGGUGAAUUGCAUUAUCAUGAUCCCAACCUUACAUUCAAUAAGAAAUUGUUCAAUGGUAAACCUCCUUUUGAAAGACGUGCCCCAGAUUAUCCUGGCCAUGUGCCAUUAUAUAAUUUUGAGAAAGUUUUGAUGUUUUUAGGAUCUAGCAUGGGGGCAUUUUUCCAUCCAGAGGAAAAUAAAUAUAUUGUGGCUCUCGGUGAAAGUACCGCCAUCACACCUAUUUUACAACAUUUACGACACAAGAUGUUGUCGGAUCCUGUGGGGAGAACCAUAUUAAGAGAAAAGCCCCGGAUGACAUCGGAUUCAUUGAACUUGACCUAUUUACGAUCAUUACCUGAUAAUACAAUUGGGAAAAAUUAUGUCAAUUGGUUGGACAAGGAAAAUGUCAGUCCCGAUACUAGAGUUCCAGUUAGAUAUAUCGACAAUGAAGAAUUGGCGUAUAUAUAUCAACGAUAUCGUGAAUGUCAUGAUUUUUAUCAUGCAAUAACCGGAUUACCAAUUAUCAUUGAGGGAGAAAUUGCUGUCAAAGUAUUUGAAUUUGCUAAUAUUGGUAUCCCCAUGAGUGGUUUAGGAGCAUUGUUUGCUCCCUUGAGAUUGAAACCAAGUCAGCGUCAACGGUUACGGGAAAUCUAUUAUCCUUGGGCAAUCAAGAAUGGGUUGUUUAGUAAACCAUUGAUCAAUGUUUAUUGGGAGAAAAUCCUCGAGAAAGACGUUAAUGAGUUUAGGCAAGAAAUGGGGAUUCAACAACCUCCUGAUUUAAGAAAUAUGAGAAAAGAAUAUUUUGCUAAAAAGAAAUUGGAAAAGCAAUUGCAAGGCAGAAAAUAA